CAGCCCGCGACCACACAACCCACCGCCAUGAGGGAAGAGAAGUGACUGGACCCCCAGCUACAGCCGGAUGAGAUCUGAAUAAUUCCAGACCGAGAAUAGAGACUGGACCGACCAUGGGAAGGACCCAGCGGCCUCCCCCAGGACAGCACCCGCACUGUCAGAACUGCUUCAACAAGCGAUGCAAUGCGCCUAUCAAUACAAGCAUCUCCUGCCUGGUGAUCAGCUGUAGACUGCACUGCGGUGCUGCCUUCCACAUGUGCAAAGAGGAAGAACAUCUCCUCCUGUGCCCCAACGAGUGGGUGCCCUGUCUGAACUCUGGGUUCGGCUGCCCCUUCUCAAUGUCUCGGUGUAAGCAGGCCAAGCAUCUGAGAGUCUGUCCGGCCAGCGUGGUCUGCUGCUCCAUGGACUGGAAUCGUUGGUCGACUAUCGACAAGGACCAGACCCUCUACAAGAAUCUCCUGCAGGAAGAGGGUGGAGAGGAACAUCUGGACGUGGCCCUGACAUUGAGAGACCAGGAGAUACUAUUCAGCUCCCUCAAAAUGGCUAAACUUUACCCAGAACUCUCGGAGGAUCCUAAGGACACGAUAACUAUAAGUCCAUCUGAGGUGGAGGAGGAUGGGGGAGCAGUUGGGGGGUCUGAUCCAGAGAAUGUGGGGAAUGUAGAUGUGAGCAACGGGCAGAUGGUUGGACUGAGUCAGUAUGAGCGCGAGGCCUUGGCUCGGGGACAGGGUGGGUUGGAUUUAGAUAAAUUUAAGAGGUGGGACACUAUAUUUAGCAAAGAGAUGAGUACAAACCAAUAUCUGGAGGCCAAUAUUGGACAGACCCCCAGCAACAAGGUCCCUGACUCAAGCAAAUCACCCGGGAACGAACCCAACACAGAGAAGAGCCAAGAACCUGAUGACGGCAAAAGGUCAGAAGACGCUAGAAAGCUGGAGAUGGCCGAUCUGGAGAAGACUGGGUUUGCUCCGUGGCAGGAGGGCGUCCUGGAAAGGCUGAAAACCGAGGUAGAUUGUGGCAGCUACAACAUGUAUCUGGUGCACCAUGGCAGCAUGCUGAUACGAUUCGGACAAAUGGCUGCGUGUACCCCCAGAGAGAAGGACUUUGUCUACGGCAACCUGGAGGCCCAGACAUUAAAGACCGUCUACAGCUUCAAAGUACCCACAAGCUACUGCGGCAGGAGGGCCAGACUGGCAGACGACAGCCACAAGAAGGUGAAAGCUGAGAAGCUGGUGGACACCUCCGACCUAGGAGUCCCGGUGGACAACCUGCCCCUGACUGACACCAUUUACACUACUUUGUUGGUGGCCCUCGAUAGGGAGCUGAAGGGCCACAGCGUAUCUCAGAUGAAUGCCCUGGAUGGCUUGCUUAUUGACUUUGGAACACAGACCUAUGACUUUGGAGCAGAACCUUUCACCAACAAGACAGUUUUAUUGGAUCUUCUGAUUGAGAAGAACAUGAAAAGUCUCGGUCUGUACUUGGACAUUGAGGGUGAGUGUGUGACCUCGCGGCACAACAAGUCAAACUCCUCCUUCACCUUCUCCUGUAACCUCUUCUUCCGCCGGGAUGAGUUUGCCGACCAUUAUAAGAAUGUCCACUCUGACAUACAGACCUGCCUGGGCGGAUGGUUCCAGCAGCGUUGUCCAUUGUCUUACUUGGGUUGCACAUUUGUACAGAACAGGUUUCAGGCUGCGAGACAAAGGUCUCAGGUCAUCUACAGCAAGAACAUGAAGACGUUUGCAAUGAAACCGCUGGUGGAUUGUGCUUUAUAUGAAGGUGUGAGACCAAAUAUGUCAAGAAGCCAUCGAGGGAAGAGCAAGGACUCUCUAAGCAGCCUGCCCCUGGAGGUCCUACAGCAUAUUGCAGGGUUCCUGGAUAGCUUCAGCCUGGGUCAGCUCUCGCAAGUGUCUUCGCUAAUGAGGGAUAUCUGCGCCUCAUUGUUACAGGAGAGGGGGAUGGUCCACCUGUACUGGGAGAAGAAGACUUACUCGCAUGGUGGAACUUCAUGGAGAUGUCGGAAGAAGGUCUGGAAUUUCAGCAGCCUAUUCUCCCCGGUGCAGCAGUGGACGCUCGCCGACAUCUCGGCCAUGUCUGAACACCUGAAGGUUUGUCCCUAUAACACCCCAGAGCAGAAGAAGGAACCCUACCAGCUCCCCAGCCUGUACAACCAGGAGCAGAAGAAGGAGGAGAGUCUACUGACCCUGAAGAGACGACUGCGGCCAUGACCGACGCCUUCCCCCGAGUCGGGAUAAACUUUAUGGGGAAGAUUUAGAGUUUCUCUUUAGUGGAUACGUUUUACAAAUAGCUCAGUCACACUUAAAGAAUCCGGCGGCCAUUCUUCAUGCUUUCUUGCCUGCAGCAGGAUGGUAGCUUAGGGUGUGAUCUAGUUUGUGGCAAACAAUACAGUAGCCAUAUAACCCAAUAUUAAACCGCCAUAUAACCCAACGAUACAGCCACCAUAUAACCCAACAUUAAACCGCCAUACAACCCAACGAUACAGCCACCAUAUAACCCAACAUUACAGCCACCAUAUAACCCAACAUUACAGUAGAGCUAGACGGUAUGAGCAAAAACGUGUAUCACAGUAUUUUGGUAAGUGAUGGCGGUUCCACGGUAUUUAACGGUAUCCACCCCCCCAUGUGUCCUGAGCGCUGCUUCUCUUCCAACACUCCCCC
Messenger RNA from Hyla sarda, 2672 nucleotides. It is a transcript of the gene FBXO40, whose product is annotated as F-box protein 40. The transcript has 4 exons. Lineage: Eukaryota; Metazoa; Chordata; Amphibia; Anura; Hylidae. Gene Ontology annotation, molecular function: ubiquitin protein ligase activity; zinc ion binding; protein binding. Bases 114 to 2222 code for a protein of 702 amino acids. Gene Ontology annotation, cellular component: cytoplasm. The record is from RefSeq and is a predicted model, not a curated record.